Cuscuta europaea is the source of this 383-nucleotide messenger RNA. NCBI's taxonomy places the organism in Eukaryota, Viridiplantae, Streptophyta, Magnoliopsida, Solanales, Convolvulaceae. The record is from the annotation of a GenBank genome assembly.
AAAAGGAUGCCCUAUAAAUUGUCAGCAAAUCCUCCAAAGGUGCCCAAGUACCCGACGCCUGAUACUGCCACAACUCCUAAUGCCCCCCAUGCGGAACAUGGGGUUGAUACCUGGGCGAAGCCACCACAAGUUAUGCACUUAUCACUUUCCCCGGAAUUCUGUGAAUUGAAGGACGCUCUGACCAUGAAAGACGAAAUGGCUCAAUUUCAAUUGGCCUCCUCUGCUCCCUUUUUUGACUGCUUGCCCCCUACUGGUGUUAUUGUUGCUUCCUCCACUUAUGCGUUUCAGAGUAUUCAAGCGAGCCUUGUUGUUGCUGCUCGUGUCUCUUUACUAGAGAGAACCGUUGAUGAACUGAAACAGAAGGAGAUUUCCCUAGUAUCUUC